CAACGGGAUCUGAAACAGUACCUUCACGACUGCCAGGGUUUCAUGCAUCCGGAGAAUGUGCGACUCUUCCUCUAUCAACUCCUGCGUGGUCUUGCCUUUUGUCACCAGCGGCGAAUUCUGCACCGUGAUCUCAAACCGCAGAACCUCCUGAUCAACGAACGCGGCGACUUGAAGUUGGCCGAUUUUGGUCUGGCUCGCGCCAAGUCUAUCCCCAUCAAAACCUACUCCAACGAAGUGGUCACUCUUUGUGCUGCUCUGAUCCUCAAGGGUGCCGGAGUAUGA
Dibothriocephalus latus is the source of this 282-nucleotide messenger RNA. The record is from the annotation of a GenBank genome assembly. NCBI's taxonomy places the organism in Eukaryota, Metazoa, Platyhelminthes, Cestoda, Diphyllobothriidea, Diphyllobothriidae.